AACUUCUCCAUUGUCAAAAACACCAUUUACAUCAGCGACUGCAACAACUUCCAGUAUACUAACGGUGGCAACAUUCGGAGCGACAUCUCCAUUGUCGACAACAUCAAUAACAUCACCAACAGCGCCGUUUUCUUCGACAACACCUACGGCAGACACUGCAAUGAUUUCUACAUCCACCGUUACCUCAGAAGCAACAACUUCAAUUACUGAAACGAUUUCAACAGCCGCAAAAUCUCCAUUGUCAACAACAUCAUUCACAUCACCAACAUCACUGUUGUCUUCGACAACCGCUAUUUCAGACACUACAACUCUUUCUCCAUCCACCAUUACAUCAGAAUCAACAACUUCGAGCACUGGAUCUGUCUCAACAGCGGCAACAGCGUCUCCAUUGUCAACGACACCAUUCACCUCUCCUACUACAACGUUUUCUUCCACAACACCUAUUUCAGACACUACAACUAUUUCUCCAUCCACCAUUACCUCAGAAGUGACAACUUCGAGUACUGAAUCUGUCUCAACAGCAGCAACAACGCCUACAUUGUCAACGACACCAUUCACAUCUCCGACUACAACGUAUUCUUCCACAACACCUAUUUCAGACACUACAACUAUUUCUCCAUCCACCAUUACCUCAAAAUCAACAACUUCGAGCACUGAAGCUGUCUCAACAGCAGCAACAACUUUUCCUUUGUCAAAAACACUGUUCGCAUCCCCGACUACAACGUUUUCCUCCACAACACCUACAUCAGAUACUUCAACUAUUUCCCCAUCCACAAUUACCUCAGAAUUGACAACAUCUAGCACUGAAUCUGUCUCAACAGCAGCAGCAACUUCUCCAUUGUCAAAAACACCAUUUACAUCAGCGACUGCAACAACUUCCAGUAUACUAACGGUGGCAACAUUCGGAGCGACAUCUCCAUUGUCGACAACAUCAAUAACAUCACCAACAGCGCCGUUUUCUUCGACAACACCUACGGCAGACACUGCAAUGAUUUCUACAUCCACCGUUACCUCAGAAGCAACAACUUCAAUUACUGAAACGAUUUCAACAGCCGCAAAAUCUCCAUUGUCAACAACAUCCUUCACAUCACCAACAUCACCGUUGUCUUCGACAACCGCUAUUUCAGACACUACAACUCUUUCUCCAUCCACCAUUACAUCAGAAUCAACAACUUCGAGCACUGGAUCUGUCUCAACAGCGGCAACAACGUCUCCAUUGUCAACGACACCAUUCACCUCUCCUACUACAACGUUUUCUUCCACAACACCUAUUUCAGACACUACAACUAUUUCUCCAUCCACCAUUACCACAGAAGUGACAACUUCGAGUACUGAAUCUGUCUCAACAGCAGCAACAACACCUACAUUGUCAACGACACCAUUCACAUCUCCGACUACAACGUAUUCUUCCACAACACCUAUUUCAGACACUACAACUAUUUCUCCAUCCACCAUUACCUCAGAAUCAACAACUUCGAGUACUGAAUCUGUCUCAACAGCAGCAACAACGCCUACAUUGUCGAGGACACCAUUCACAUCUCCUACUACACACUACAACUCUUUCUCCAUCCACCAUUACAUCAGAAUCAACAACUUCGAGCACUGGAUCUGUCUCAACAGCGGCAACGUCUCCAUUGUCAACGACACCAUUCACCUCUCCUACUACAACGUUUUCUUCCACAACACCUAUUUCAGACACUACAGCUAUUUCUCCAUCCAACAUUACCUCAGAAGUGACAACUUCGAACACUACAACUCUUUCUCCAUCCACCAUUACAUCAGAAUCAACAACUUCGAGCACUGGAUCUGUCUCAACAGCGGCAACGUCUCCAUUGUCAACGACACCAUUCACCUCUCCUACUACAACGUUUUCUUCCACAACACCUAUUUCAGACACUACAGCUAUUUCUCCAUCCAACAUUACCUCAGAAGUGACAACUUCGAGUACUGA
Messenger RNA from Petromyzon marinus (sea lamprey), 1951 nucleotides. NCBI's taxonomy places the organism in Eukaryota, Metazoa, Chordata, Hyperoartia, Petromyzontiformes, Petromyzontidae. The record is from RefSeq and is a predicted model, not a curated record.